AUGUCACACUCUCACGAAGGACCACACUCUCAUUCGCACGAUGCCCCAGCGGCAGACCAUGGCCACACACAUGAGAUCCUGGACGGACCCGGGAGUUACAUGGGAAGAGAGAUGCCUAUAAUCGAGGGCCGAACCUGGUCAGAGCGUGCCUUUACAGUUGGAAUUGGAGGACCUGUCGGAUCUGGAAAGACCGCUCUCAUGUUGGCCCUCUGCCUUGCCCUUCGGGACAAGUACUCCAUUGCUGCCGUGACCAACGACAUCUUCACCCGUGAAGAUGCAGAGUUCCUCACUCAGCAUAAGGCUCUCCCAGCAUCACGUAUUCGUGCCAUUGAGACGGGCGGUUGCCCUCAUGCUGCAGUUCGUGAAGAUAUAUCUGUCAAUCUCGCUGCUCUCGAGGACCUACACCGCGAAUUUACCUCGGAUAUCCUCCUAAUUGAAUCCGGAGGUGACAAUCUGGCGGCCAAUUACUCUAGGGAAUUGGCAGACUAUAUUAUUUAUGUCAUUGAUGUUAGUGGGGGCGACAAGAUCCCUCGAAAAGGAGGACCGGGUAUCACGCAGAGCGACUUGCUGGUGGUCAACAAAACCGACCUGGCGGAAGCGGUGGGUGCUGACUUGGAUGUUAUGGACAGAGAUGCAAGGAAGAUGAGAGAGGGAGGACCCACAGUUUUUGCUCAGGUAAAGAAAGGGAAGGGUGUCGAUCACAUCGUGGCGUUGAUUGAGAGUGCUUGGAGGGGCAGUGGUGCUGAGGCUGUCAGCAAAGAACGAGGUGGACCAAAGGCCACAGCGGGGUUGGCCGAAUUAAAACAAUAA
Messenger RNA from Venustampulla echinocandica, 810 nucleotides. RefSeq names its product Urease accessory protein ureG. Lineage: Eukaryota; Fungi; Ascomycota; Leotiomycetes; Helotiales; Pleuroascaceae. The coding region runs from base 1 to 810 and encodes 269 amino acids. Gene Ontology annotation, molecular function: nickel cation binding; GTPase activity. The record is from RefSeq and is a predicted model, not a curated record. The transcript has 2 exons.